Messenger RNA from Actinia tenebrosa (Australian red waratah sea anemone), 1011 nucleotides. Its product is annotated as Parkinson disease protein 7 homolog. The record is from RefSeq and is a predicted model, not a curated record. Gene Ontology annotation, cellular component: nucleus; cytoplasm; mitochondrion. Gene Ontology annotation, biological process: response to oxidative stress; glyoxal metabolic process; glycolate biosynthetic process. NCBI's taxonomy places the organism in Eukaryota, Metazoa, Cnidaria, Anthozoa, Actiniaria, Actiniidae.
CUUGUGUGUAUUUUUUUCCGACAUUUCCUGAAAUAAAAGUAAAAUGGCGGACACAAAGGGAUCAGCUCUUAUCUUGUUAGCGGAAGGGGCCGAGGAAAUGGAAGCUGUUAUCGCUGCAGAUGUCCUUAGACGUGGAAACGUUAAGACAGUGAUAGGAGGUUUGAGAGGACCUGGUGAAGUGUUAUGUAGCAGACAUGUCAUCAUUAAACCUGACAUGGGUAUUGACACAGCCUUAAAACAGGGACCAUAUGAUGCUGUCAUCCUGCCAGGAGGAUUAGAAGGAGCUGAGAACUUGGCAAAGUCUGAAAAAGUUAAAGAAAUACUGACAGAGCAGUACAAUAGAGGUGGGAUAGUGGCAGCCAUUUGUGCAGGACCAACCGUUUUAGCACAGCAUGGUAUUGGGACAGGAAAGACUGCCACAUCCUAUCCAACUUUGAAAGACAAAAUGACAGGAUACAAGUACUCAGAGGAGCGUGUGGUGAAAGAUGAUAACUUGAUCACCAGUAGAGGGCCUGGUACUGCAUUUGAGUUUGGCAUUGAAUUAGUGCGAGCAGUGCGAGGCGAUGAUGGUGAAGCAGACAAACUUGCCUCACCAAUGUUGUUGAAGUAACUGUUACUGAUUCUGGGAGCAAAAAAACUUAAGGAUAUGAAAGAAAACUUAGUUUACUAUAAGGUAAUGGUCAUAAAUUAGUUGAAGGUUGGGAGAUGGUAGUGAACCGUCAAUCUCUCAUUCACUGCCUUACCCUUACCCUAGGUUUAACAUCUAUGAUGAUUUGAACCACAUCCUUUUUAUUUCUCCAACCAUCUCCAAAUUCUCUAUCCAUUCCAUUAUUCUCAUUCCAUUUCAUUUAUACCCAUUCUCUCAGAUAAUUUCAGUCUUGAAAUCUUGUUGCAAUAGCUUGUAUGGAAAUUCCAAGAGUAUAAGAACAGACAAGGAUUAAAAGCGAAGUAAAAACCAUUUUAGAUAUGUUCUAAAAACAGAAAUAAAAAUAAAGUAUUUUGUUGUUAUAA